This is a messenger RNA of Plasmodium yoelii, 885 nucleotides long. Its product is annotated as PIR protein. The record is from RefSeq and is a predicted model, not a curated record. The transcript is spliced from 3 exons. Lineage: Eukaryota; Apicomplexa; Aconoidasida; Haemosporida; Plasmodiidae. Bases 1 to 885 code for a protein of 294 amino acids.
AUGAAUGAUGAUCUAUGUGGAAAAAUAAAUUUUUUGAGGAUGCAUUUACCCGAUGAAUUAAGUGGAAACGCAAAAAUUGAAUUUAACAAAAUUAAAGAUUUCCAAAAGUACUGCUCUAAUAAAAGCUGCAAUACUGAACUCGAACAGAUUACGAUUGGAUUUUUAUGGUUACUUGGAGAAUAUUUUACUGAAUACCCGACUAAAGGUGGUGUUAUAGAGUAUAAUAAACCAUUUUUUCUAUAUAUUAUUUUAUGGUUAAGUUACAAAUUAAAUCAGAACAGAGAGAAAACAUUCACCUCAAUAAACGAUUUUUAUACUAAUCAUGUAAAAAAUGGUGGUAAAUAUAGUAAUUUUAAUAGUGAUUCCUUUAGAUUUACAAGUAUUGAUGAAUUCAUAGAGGGACAUAAAGAUCUGUUGAAUAUUAAUAUUAAAGAUCUUUCUGAAUUUUAUGAUGCAUCCAAAUUAAUAUGUAAUAUGUAUGGUAAUGCUGCACAGAACCAGACAGGCAACAUACUGUCAAAUAAUGUGAAUGAUUUUGCUAGCCAAUAUACAGAGUUAAACAAUAAAUAUAAAGAUAAAGGUACCCCGCAUAGUAAAAUAUUGUCUGCUUUAUCAACUGAUUAUAAUAAUAUAAAAGGGAAACGUAAAGAUUAUCAAACGCUUCCAGAGAUAACAGAAUUUUCUGCACUAGCAUCUAAAUAUGGAGUUACAUCAUCAAGUUCGUCGAUAGGAAACAAAUUAUUUACAGUUUUAUCGAUAUUUGGUGCAAUAGCAUUUUUUUUAGGAAUAUCUUAUAAGUAUUCGUUAUUUGGAUUUCGGAAACGAGCUCAAAAACAACAUUUAAGAGAAAAAAUAAAAAAAAUAAAGAAGAAAAUGAAUCAUUAA